Molecule: messenger RNA, 4829 nt
Organism: Pangasianodon hypophthalmus (striped catfish)
Lineage: Eukaryota; Metazoa; Chordata; Actinopteri; Siluriformes; Pangasiidae
Gene: mpp7a
Product: MAGUK p55 scaffold protein 7a
Exons: 17
Coding region: 397-2124 (575 amino acids)
Biological process (GO): protein localization to adherens junction
Cellular component (GO): plasma membrane; cell-cell junction
Molecular function (GO): protein binding
Source: RefSeq, a predicted model, not a curated record
AUUAAGGCAGAGUCCCGCCUCUCGGUGAAGAAACGGACCAAUCAGGCGCGGGAGUACUUCCGCCCGCUGGCUGUGGCAGGACGCGGAGUAAACACGGCGCCUCCGUGCUGGAGGGAUUUCACUUUCCUGCAGGAAGAGGAACUCCACACGAACCCCAAGUGCUUAUUUGAUUUCAGAACGGAUAAAUGAGCAGUUUUUCACUGGGAGCAGUUUGUUGGAAAGCCAGUGUUGGAGCAGAGUGAGUGGAAAACUGCAGGACGUCUUUAUGUGCGCCAAUUAGUCCAUGGCAUAACCCCGGGUCUUCAGCUUCCUCCUGGGGAAGUGGCUGUCCAAUCCCUUGCCUGAUUAGAGUGACACCCCACAGGAAGUGGGCGUUUCGCCGUGCUAACCGUGACCAUGCCAGCCCUCGCUACAGGACCGGGCCCUGACACAGGUCUGUAUGAGCUGUUGUCAGUGUUGCCGUCUCAGCUCCAGAUGUAUGUAAAGAGCGCAGAAGAUCGCUCUUUUCUCCACGCCAUGUUCAGCGCCCGGAGCCUGCACUCACUCGUCAAGAUCCAUGAGAAGUUACAGCACUAUGAGGAAAGGUGUCCUGCUCCUGUACUGGACAGCGCUGGUGCUCUUGCUCAAGGAGUGUCUGAGGAGCUUCAGACGAAGCCUCUGAGUGCAGACAUCACUGAGCUACUGAAGCUGCUGUCGAAGCCUCACGUGAAGAGUUUGUUGUCGGUUCAUGACACAGUAGCUCAGAAGAGUUAUGAUCCCGAGCUUCCUCCUCUUCCAGACGACAUCGACGAUGAUGAGGAUUCAGUCAAGAUCAUUCGACUCGUCAAGAAUAAAGAGCCUCUAGGGGCCACCAUUAAAAAAGAUGAAAAAACCAGAGCCAUCACCAUCGCUCGCAUCAUGAAGGGAGGAGCAGCAGACAGAAGUGGGCUGAUCCACGUGGGAGAUGAGCUGAAGGAGGUCAAUGGCAUCCCAGUGGAGGGCAAGAAACCAGAGGACAUCAUUCAGAUUCUGUCCCAGUCCGAGGGUGCCAUUACAUUUAAAGUCGUACCGGGUCCAGAGACAGAAGGUCCAGCCAAUGAGCACAAGAUGUACGUGAAGGCUCUGUUUGAUUAUGACCCGGAGGAGGACAAGGCGAUUCCCUGUAAGGAGGCAGGUAUGGCCUUUAAGAAGGGCGAUGUGCUGCGGGUCAUGUCUCAGGAGGAUGCUACAUGGUGGCAGGCCAAAAUCGAGGGCGGAGCCAACCCUCGCGCCGGACUCAUCCCCUCCAAACACUUCCAGGAGAGGAGGUUUGCUCUCCGACAGCAGUUGUCCAACACCCAGCCUCAGAAGGUCUCUCGGAAACCAUCUGGUUUACGGAGGAGCUUCCGUCUCAGCAAAAGAGGAAAAAAGACGAACAAGUCCAUGUACGAGUGUAAAAAGAGCGAGCAGUACGACACCGCUGAUGUGCCCACUUAUGAAGAAGUGGCUCCGUACUGCAGAGCUCAUGGAGCCAAGCACAGACUCGUCGUCCUGGUCGGUCCUACAGGCGUGGGUUUGAAUGAGCUGAAGAGGAAGCUGUUAAUAUCUGACCCACAGCAUUUCAGCGUUACCAUCCCUCACACGUCUCGAGCGAAGAGGAAUCAGGAGAGUGAUGGUGUGGAGUAUCACUUCAUCUCUAAACACCUGUUUGAAGCAGACAUCCACAACAACAAAUUUAUUGAAUAUGGUGAGUAUAAGGGAAAUUACUACGGGACGAGCCUGGACUCAAUCCGGUCAGUGAUGGCCAAAAACAAGGUGUGCCUUCUGGAUGUGCAGCCUCAUUCUCUGAAGCACCUUCGCACGGCCGAGUUUAAGCCCUACGUGGUGUUGGUGAAGCCUCCCUCCAUCGAGCGUCUGAGAGAGACCAGGAAGAAUGCUAAAAUGAUCUUGGGGAAAGGAGACAAGGACUCGUCCAAACCCUUAACGGAUGAAGACUUCCAGGAGAUGAUCAGCGCCGCCCAGCUGAUGGAGAAUCAGUACAGUCAUGUGUUCGACCUGGUGAUUGUGAACGACGACCUGGAGUCUGCAUUCAGCGAGCUCAAACAGGCUCUGAGGAAGGUGGAGACGGAGACGCACUGGGUUCCAGUCAGCUGGACACACUCCUGAGGGAACGCCAUGCACCAGUACAGAGGACAGAAAAUAAACCUGGGACGGCACAUUUAAAAAUAAAGAAGAGAAGGAAGACGAAGGGGAAGAAGUUUUGCGAAGCAUGACUGCUGACCGAGCUUUCAUUUAGCCUAAAUCUGGUGACGAGGAGGGCUGGGGGGGGCGGCCUGCGGGGAUUUUAACAGCUCUCUGACACUUUUAUGGGCUCCUGCGACACUAAAAGAAGGAAUUUUAGGUUUGUUUUUGUGUGUACUUGGUCAGCAUGGCUGGAUUCGGAACGAAGUGUCUAAUUACUCUCAAAAUGUCGUUAAACAUGGGACCGUUUAGCGGCAGCUGUCGAAGUGUGUGUUUACUUGACAGCCAGUCAGGCGGUUGGGUAGAGUGUGAUUUUAACUUUAAUUUAUGAACACCAAAGGGAUGAGUGUUUUUUUUAUUUUUUGUUUAUUCUGUGGGCUGACUACAUUUUUGUGAUUUUGGGAAGUCUUAACUCGUGAUUCUUUUUUAAACAACACAACACCGAAAAACGAGCUCCUCUUAUGUUAUUAUAUUUAACUAGGAAAGUAAUAUAUUUUAAUAAUUUUCUGGGAUUUGUGUACUUUUUAUAAACAAAAGUAAUAUCUUGACUUUUCUAGAGCAGCGGUCUCGGAGAAACUUCAGCUAAGGGCUGAGGUUCUCGUCAGGAUCAGGCAGAUAUUCUAGACAGCACGCGGGUGAUGGUUUUAUAUUUAUAAAUAUCACGUAAUUCUGCUUUCAGUCUUUUUUUCUCUUUCUUUUGAGACAUUUACAGGAAGAGUAACAGCUUUACUCUCAUUACAGGUACGCUAUCUACACGUCAUUAAACCGUAAAACUGGCCCAGGCUUCCUCUUUUCCUUUAAUUCCCAAAAACACAUAUAUUUUUAUAUUUUAAUUUCCCACUCAUAUACACAACUUUGGCUUAAUAAAAAGUAAAAGUGAUAUUCAGCCACAACAUUUGCAUUUGGCAUUUAAUAAUAUAUGUGUAUAAUUAUUUAGCAUUUUAUUUCCACAUUGUUUAGGAAUAUCAUUAUUUAAAUGAUAAAUGAAUAUUCAAUCUGAAAAAUCUAAAUUUAUUUCCCCCAAAUUGCAUAAAUGUAAUCUAUUUAACUACUGUAACAUUACAUUAUAAAUAUUAUAAACAUCAUAUAAAAAUUUAAUUUGAUUUAAAAAAAAAAAAAGCCAUAAAAACAGCUUUACACAUUUACCCUCAUUAAAGAUGCUAACAUCUAUGAAUAUACAUGAGUAUGCAAAUUAGAAACUCCUCCUGUCCUCCUGCCAUCGCAGCUAGUCUAAUAUCUCUAACAUUAGCUAACUUAGCUAGAAUGCUAGUAUAUUAGUUCGCAUUUAAGUUGGAUUUCAAGACAAGUCUUAAUUUGCAUCAUCAUGUACUGAUAUAUUAACUUUAGCUAGCUAGCCUCGGUUGCAGUUACUUCUGCUAAAAGUUUGCAGGUACUGGAACUUUAACCAAAUCAGUUUUAUACAGAAGUACUGAGAUUUUAGGGAGAAAAAAAACCCCAAACACUCGUUUAUUUAAUCAGAAACAGCUUUCAAAAAUACUGUUAAAAACUUUUGAGUUAAGGAAUAAUUUAAAUGCUAAUUUAAAGAAAUAAUAUUACAAACAUUACAAAUACAUUUGUAAAGAAAUUUCUUUAAAAAAAAGCCUAGAAACAGAACUACAUGUUUACCUUCAUUAAAAAUUCAACAAUCUAAAAUAUACAUAAACAACGUUAAUAUGUAAAUUUUGUCCUUGUAUGUCCUCCUGCUAUGCCAGCUAGCCUCAUUUCACUAACAUUAGCUAGAAUGCUAGUUAACUAGCUCGCAUUUAAGUUGACUUUCAGUCACCAUUUGCAUAAUUUUCAUUAAUUUAACAGCAGCCAAACUUGUCAGAAAUAUAGUGUUAUCAUAACCAUAAUAACUGAUUUUGUUCACCAAGAUUAUCUCGCUAGCCUCGCAUGAAGUUUCUGCAGCUGAAAUAUUAUUAAUGAAUUAAUGAUAUUAUAUAUAUUGUUAGUAUAUUAUUAUAUAAUAUAUUAUUAUAAAUAUGAAUUUAAAGUAACAUUGAACUCAAAACUUAAAAUAUUACUUUCAAAGCCAUGUAGAUGUAAAACACUAGAUUGUUUUGUGCCUUUUACAAAAGCUUUACUUUUUUUAAAUGGUAAUUCUCGUUGAUAAACAUCAGCUCAACGUUACUUACGCACUAUGACCCUCCGAAAUCAUGCUCCUCUCCCCUCUCCAGCCCUCAGUAACAACCUUAAAAUUUGUAUUUAAGGUUAUAAUCAUGUCUCCAUAUUUGUCAAUGUAUGCUGGAUAUCAGCAUUAAUGCACUGCCUCUUGUCCAAUCAGAUCACUCGACUGGGAUUCUUUGGGUUUCCUAAACUCAAUUUCACGUAAGAUGAGAUGUAGACAUACACGUGUAGCAGCAAAGACAGCAAAAUAAUACGAGUUAGCUUAAAAACGGAUUUAUAGCUAUAAACCAGGCAAACGAUUCACAGAGAUGAUUCACUUUAUGCUAGGAUCAAAUUCUCGUUCACAUUUACACUAGUCUCAGCCUCAGACGGUCCCACAGAGCAUAUGAUGCUUAUUAUUGUACACUUUUCUGGCUGCAAGCUUCAGGAUCUCUGAUCGGCUCUCUGCAUUCUUAUGUAUAUGUGCAAACUUUCGAAUGUGAAGGUUUUUGAAGCAAGUUUUU